CAAAAUAAAAGCAGUGCAAGGGUUGUGGAAAAGAGGGAAACAUGCACGCUGAACUUCCUUGUGCGAUCACAUGAGAAUCACACCUUUCAUUCGGUGAGAGUAUGUGUGCUUUGACAUUCUCGCAAUGCAGCAUACCGGCACAAUGACAGCGGCCGCGCGCAUCUUGUUCUUUACACUUCUGAAUGCGCUGUGUUUCUACGGUGCAUUCGGUGACACUUGUCCAUGCAAGGAGCAGGAACUUUGUCAACAAAUUAAAAAUGAGACAAAAUUUGAGGUCUUUGUGUUCGAUGUCGGGGGACAGGCAUGGAGGUAUUAUGACUGGUCCAAAGUGACAACUAUCGCCGCUUUUGGGCAGUAUGACCCCGAGUUAAUGUGUUUUGCGCAUUCUAAAGGUGCCAGGCUUGUCCUCAAAGGAGAUGUGUCUGUGUCAGCAAUGGUAGAUCCCACCAACAGGACUACCUGGAUCAAGGAGAAAGUGACUUUGGCAAAGAAACAGUUCAUGGAUGGCAUCAAUAUAGACAUAGAGCAGGCAGUUGAGGACCAGUCGCCAGAAUUUUUUGCUUUGACAUCACUGGUCAAAGAGACCACCGAAGCAUUUCACAGAGAGAUUCCUGGUUCCCAGGUAUCUUUUGAUGUGGCUUGGUCUCCCAAAUGCAUUGACAAACGUUGCUAUGACUACAAAGGCAUUGCAGAUGCUUGUGAUCUGCUUUUUGUGAUGUCUUACGAUGAGCAGAGUCAGAUUUGGGGUGAUUGUAUCGCCAUGGCUAAUGCGCCUUAUGACCAGACACUGACAGCUUAUGAUCAGUACAUUAAGAUGAAGAUUGAUCCAAAGAAACUUGUGAUGGGUGUGCCAUGGUAUGGCUAUGAUUACCCUUGUCUCAGCUUCUCACAGGCGGGUGUAUGCAGCAUCCAGGAGGUGCCUUUUCGAGGAGCCCCCUGCAGUGACGCAGCAGGACGCCAGAUACCCUACAGCGACAUGAUGAAGCAGGUCAAUAGCUCCAUGUCAGGAAGGAUCUGGGACAAGAAGCAGCAGGCCCCAUAUUACAACUACAAGGCGGCAGGGGGUCAGGUGCACCAGGUGUGGUAUGAUGACCCCCAGAGCAUCUCUCUCAAGGCGGCCUACGUCACCAAGCUGGGCCUCAGGGGCAUCGGCAUGUGGAACGGCAACAUUCUGGACUACAGCAACAACCCCGUUGCCCAGCAACAGACCCAAGACAUGUGGGAUGCCCUGAUGACAGCCAGGGACACUGUGUCAAGUGGAGUUGCCCCUGAGAGCAGCAGUAGGCCUAUGCCUCACGAUCAGCAGGCCACUUAGUGUACGGAGCUGGAUGAACAGUACAGUCAUACUCAUGGCUGUCUACUGUACUUUAAUUUUAAGCAGCUGCCUUAUCCAGUCAGUUUUACAUUACAAUACAAUACAAUAAUAUUGUAAAUAGUCUUGAUUAUUGCAUUCUUCCAAAUGGAAAUUCAUGUUGUUGUUGUAAUAGCAGUCAAUAGCAGGCCUACAGAUCACCAGCUUUUUGAUAAAUGAAUAAAAUCUCUAACAAAACCUUCAA
Molecule: messenger RNA, 1556 nt
Organism: Engraulis encrasicolus (European anchovy)
Lineage: Eukaryota; Metazoa; Chordata; Actinopteri; Clupeiformes; Engraulidae
Product: di-N-acetylchitobiase-like
Exons: 7
Coding region: 125-1315 (396 amino acids)
Biological process (GO): oligosaccharide catabolic process
Molecular function (GO): chitin binding
Source: RefSeq, a predicted model, not a curated record